Messenger RNA from Prorocentrum cordatum, 2030 nucleotides. The record is from the annotation of a GenBank genome assembly. Lineage: Eukaryota; Dinophyceae; Prorocentrales; Prorocentraceae.
CGAGGCUCGAAGUGGAACUGCCAGACCAGAGGUUGGCGCGCAGGGUCCCGUGUUCCGUGGGGCGGCCGAGGGCGCGACCGGGCGCGAUGGCGGGCGAGACGGAGGCGCCGCUGCCGUUCUAUGCCAGCCGUGCUGCGGCACAGGACCCGGAAGACGACAUGGCGCUUCCCGAAACUGGAAUUCCCUCAAAUUUCUGCUUGCGGAAGAUCGAGGAUUACCACCUGCUGGAUUUCAAGGAGCGUCUCAACACCAGUUCCUACGUCAACGUGGUCUUUGAGCCCGACGAGGAGAAGGUGGCCCUGAUGGGCUUGAAGGUCAACCUGGCGGACCAGACUGUCUACCCAGAGUCCUUCAAGAUGCACAACGAUGUGGUCAACAUGAUCGCCAAACUGUGGAAUUGCCCCAAGCCCGCAGACUUUGACAAGUACGGCUGCUACGCAGGUGCCGGCACAGUCGGCUCCACCGAGGCAUGCUUGCUCUCAGGGUUGACUCUGAAGUUCCGUUGGCGCGCGUGGUACGCUAAGAAGCAUGGCUUGAACGCAGACGAGGUGCGCGGCGUGUAUCCAAAUAUCGUGAUCACGACCAUGUUCCAGGCUGCAUGGGAGAAGCUCUUCAAGUACAUGGACAUUCAGCCGCGCUUUGUCAAGCCGAGCUGGAAGAGUUUUACAUUGGAUCCCGCCGCCCUCAAGGAUGCCAUCGACGAGAAGACCAUUGGCGUCGUUUGCAUCAUGGGCAACCACUACGGGGGGCAGUAUGACCCAGUCUGGCAGGUCAACGAUGCGGUCGAGACGCUGAAUUCCGAGAGGGGGCUGCAGGUCGGCAUCCAUGUCGAUGCGGCUUCUGGCGGCUUCAUCGCACCGUUCCAGGAAGGGCUUCCGCCCUGGGAUUUUCGCCUGAAGAACGUUCUGUCUAUCUCGGCCAGCGGCCACAAGUUCGGCAACUCCUGCUGUGGAACUGGCUGGGUGGUGUGGCGGCAGCGCGAAGGCCUCUCCGACGCAGUGGCGAUCAAUGUGUCGUAUUUGGGCGGUAGCGCGGAUUCCUACACGCUCAACUUCUCCCGCCCGGCCCAGGGCGUGUACGUACAAUUCUACAAGCUGUUGCGACUAGGCCGAGCUGGCUACCAGAGCCAGGUCGACAACCAGCUUGCUGUCGCGAAAUAUAUUCGAGAUUGCCUUCAAGCCAUGGUGCGCAAUGGGAAGAGUCUUUUCACCAUCAUGGACGCUGUUGGGCAGAGCACCCAGAAGCAUUGCUUGCCUGUGGUGACAGCCAUGUUCAAUCCCGAGCUCGGUCUUGGCUACGACGAGAUCGAUCUCCAGCACGUCGUCUCGCAGGGGCAUUGGUACGUCAGUGGCUACAGAAUGUCCAUGCACCACCCUCUCACAGAGGAGGUCAUGCCAAUCUUCCAGGACAAACCUGUCGAGGCAGCCAUGUUCCGGGUGGUCGUGAAGAACAAUCUGACGAAGAGCAUGGCCAAAAAUUUGGUGAAGGAGAUUCAGGCCGCGAUCGAGUUCCUUGACAGCCACCCUACGGGCGAUGGCGUCAAGCAUAAGAAGGCUAAAAGUAUGAAGCCUUCCAAGGACGCCUGCUGAGAGAUGGCCCUGGCGAUGCAGAGCUCGCCCGACAUGGGUCUCGGCGCUGACGGGCGAUCUUCCCCCCGAAACAGAGUGGGGAUCAUGGUCAGUCGCCGUCUGGCAAGGGGCCCUCGCCAGAACCUCCUCCCUCCCCAUGUUCUCGCCCGUCGUUCACGUCCAUGCAGUUUUGUCAUGCUCUAGAACUUUUUGUUUGAUACAUUGCUGGAUGUGUUCGAAGUGCGCAGCCCACCAUCGGUUUACUAGCAUGGCUCCCUCGUGUGGCAGGACGGGAAUGUGCCCGCUUCUACAGGAGCCGCUUCGGUUUCGCGAGGGCCGUAGAAAACAGCUCGGCGCCACUCUUUUCUUGUGCGCUGGCCUUUUCGCCGUCCGUCGUUCGCUGUGUAUGCAUUGCCUCCUUCGCCAUCCUCCUCAGUUUGUGCUGUCUUCCCCGUCCGUUCC